ACCCCUCUGCUGAAGUAACUAGAGUCUUCCCCAAGCUCUCUCUACUCUCUAGGGUUUAUCUUCUCCUCCUAAAACCCUCCCCAAUUUCCAACACAAUGCGCCGAAACGACGACGUUCGCUUCAUUUCCUUCCCUUCUCUCAAACUCCCCCACUCUCCUCCUCCGCCGCGAUUCGACCUCCGCUCCCUCUUCUCCAACAACUCGCUGAGUCAACUCAUCGACUCGAUCAAGGCUCGCUCGCAACGGCCCCAGACCCGGUCCGCCGACUCGAAUCGGCCGGUUCUGUGCUCGGCGACGCUGUCCCUGACUCGGUCCGGCGACUCGGCCGAGUCCAAGUCCGACCGGAGCUGGCUGGUCAGGAAGUCGCCGCUUCUGUGCUCGGCUUCGUUGUCGCUGAGUCGGUCCGACGAGUCGACUCGGUCUGGAUCGGAGGAGAGGGUUCUGAUAAGCGAGGUGCUGAUAAGGAACAAGGACGGCGAGGAGUUGGAGAGGAAGGACCUGGAAUUGGAGGCCUUGGGGGCACUCAAGGCUUGCCGAGCAAACUCGGCACUCACUGUGCGUGAGGUCCAGGAAGACGUGCAUAGGAUCAUUGAUAGUGGCUAUUUCUGCCAAUGUAUGCCUGUGGCCAUUGAUACAAGGGAUGGUAUCAGAUUGAUCUUUCAGGUAAAACCGAACCAGGAAUUCCAAGGGCUAGUAUGUGAAGGGGCAAAUGUUCUUCCUGCCAAGUUUCUUAAGGAUGCAUUUUAUGAUGGAUAUGGAAAAGUUAUUAAUCUUAAGCGUUUGAAUGAAGUAAUCACUUCCAUCAAUGAUUGGUACAUGGAUCGGGGACUUUUUGCCAUGGUUUCAGCUGUUGAGGUUCUAUCAGGAGGUAUUCUUAAGUUACAAGUUUCAGAAACUGAAGUCAAUAACAUCGCCAUACGGUUCCUUGACAGGAAGACGGGUGAGCCAACUAUCGGGAAGACAAAGCCAGAGACCAUACUUCGCCAACUCACAACUAAAAAAGGACAGGUCUACAGUAUGCUUCAAGGAAAGAGAGAUGUGGAAACGGUAUUGACUAUGGGGCUUAUGGAAGAUGUUAGCAUUAUUCCCCAACCAGCAGACAGUGGUAAGGUUGAUAUUACAAUGAACGUCGUUGAGCGGCCAAGUGGAGGUUUUUCUGCUGGUGGUGGUAUAUCAAGUGGAAUAACAAGUGGCCCUCUGUCAGGACUCAUUGGAAGCUUUGCCUAUUCUCAUAGAAAUCUCUUUGGAAGAAACCAAAAGCUGCAUGUUUCUUUAGAGAGGGGCCAGAUAGACUCUUUAUUUCGUAUAAACUACUCAGAUCCAUGGAUUUCAGGGGAUGAUAUGAGGACGUCCCGGACAAUAAUGGUUCAGAAUUCAAGGACCCCUGGCACACUUAUCCAUGGUAACCAACUUGAUGGUAGCAACUUGACCAUUGGUCGCAUCUCGGCUGGUAUUGAUUACAGCCGUCCAAUUAGGCCAAAGUGGAGCGGAACGGCUGGGCUUACCUUUCAGCAUGCUGGUGCUCGUGAUGAAAAAGGAAGUCCUAUUAUCAAGGAUUUCUUCAGCAGUCCCCUAACUGCAAGUGGUAAUAGCUAUGAUGAUAUGCUGCUUGCUAAACUUGAGACUGUCUACACAGGUUCUGGUGACAGUGGGUCUUCAAUGUUGAAAUUCAACAUGGAACAAGGACUUCCAGUUUUGCCUGAUUGGUUGUUUUUCAACAGAAUGAACGCUCGUGCCAGGAAAGAUCUAGAAAUUGGCCCUACUCACCUUCUUUUUAGCGUAUCUGGUGGCCAUGUGGUUGGUAACUUCCCACCACAUGAAGCAUUUGUCAUUGGUGGAACAAAUAGUGUAAGAGGUUAUGAAGAGGGUGCUGUGGGUUCUGGUAGAUCAUAUGCAGUUGGCUCUGGAGAAAUUUCUUUCCCCCUGUUGGGGCCAGUUGGGGGAGUUAUUUUUGCUGACUAUGGCACAGAUCUUGCAUCAGGUCCAACCGUUCCUGGUGAUCCUGCGGGAGCAAGGCUGAAGCCUGGAAGUGGGUAUGGAUAUGGGUUGGGCAUCAGAUUGGACUCACCUUUGGGACCGCUUCGUCUUGAAUAUGCAUUUAACGAUAAGGGUACACCGAGAUUUCACUUUGGGGUCGGACACCGGAACUAGAUCCUUGUAUGUUUUUUUCUUUCAUUUUUGGUCAUGUUGUACAUGCCUUGCAAUUGAUAGGAAAGGCUUUCACCCCUUCAAACUAUUGAUUCAUCAGAUUGCCUUCAUCUUAUCCUCCAUCAAUGGGUAGAAAUAGUCACAAACUCGCAUAUUCCUUUCGAAUUAUCUAGCUGAGACUCUUGAGUCGCUUGUAAA
This is a messenger RNA of Rosa rugosa (rugosa rose), 2345 nucleotides long. RefSeq names its product outer envelope protein 80, chloroplastic. The transcript is spliced from 16 exons. Gene Ontology annotation, cellular component: outer membrane. Gene Ontology annotation, biological process: embryo development ending in seed dormancy; chloroplast organization. Bases 96 to 2150 code for a protein of 684 amino acids. The record is from RefSeq and is a predicted model, not a curated record. Lineage: Eukaryota; Viridiplantae; Streptophyta; Magnoliopsida; Rosales; Rosaceae.